GCCCUCGUCUCAUGUUACAAUGACAAGUUUUGGAGAUUGAUUAAUUGUAACGCAUUCAUAGGUGCCUACAGUAGAAGUGACAUUAAGUUUCAUUCUAAAAGCUUUAUCCCAUCCAAUUUCAGUUUCGUGACCUACGUUGAGCAAUGGAAUGGACAGUCCGAACGCCUCUACACAGAUAUAAAAAGCCGACGCAUACUUAGCGAAUUUAUUCAGUUACCAACCUUAGAAGGACCAACAUGUACGCCAAGCUGAUCAUCGCCCUGUGCGCUGUGAGCGCAGCACGCGCUGGUGGUCUUCUGGGAGCCCCCGUGGCAUACAGCAGCCACGCCAUCGCCGCCCCCGCAGUAGCCGCAUACGCUGCCCCCGCAGUGGCUGCAUAUGCCGCCCCCGCUGUGGUCACCAAGACCAUCGCCCCUGCAGUCUCUUCCUACUCUUCUUACUCCACACACACCGCCCACGGCUCCCCUGUCGCCUAUGCCGCGGCCCCAGUCGCCACCUACUCCGCUGCUCCCGUAGCCACUUAUGCUGCUGCCCCCGUGGUAGCUAAGAGCUAUGCCGCCCCAGCCGUGGCUACUUACGCCGCCCCCGCCGUGGCUUCUUACGCCGCCGCCCCCGCUGUGGUCACCAAGACCAUCGCCCCUGCAGUCUCUUCCUACUCUUCUUACUCCACACACACCUCCCACGGCUCUCCCGUCGCCUACGCGGCCGCUCCCGUAGUCGCCAAGACUUACGCUGCGCCCGCUGUGGCCGCGUACUCUGCCGCUCCAGUGGCCACCUACGCUGCUGCCCCCCUGAUCGCUAAGUCGUACGCUGCCCCCGCUGUGGCCACUUACGCCGCGGCCGCCCCCGUCGCUCACGUCGCCUACAGCGGACACGGCGCUAACUACGGAUGGUAAACUGAAUCUAGUC
Messenger RNA from Chilo suppressalis (striped riceborer), 909 nucleotides. The record is from the annotation of a GenBank genome assembly. Lineage: Eukaryota; Metazoa; Arthropoda; Insecta; Lepidoptera; Crambidae.